GUUCUGAUAUUUCCAUUCAUACCAGUCAUCAUUUCUCCAAUUUUCAAUUCUCUGCAUCAAGUCAAGCGGGUUCUUGCAUUUUUUUUCUUAAAUCGAUCUCUUUUUGUUUUUAAUAUUAGCCUUCCUUGUGUUCUUUUCCUUCGUCUUAUUUUCUACUCAAUCAGGACUACCGGGCUGGACUUGGAUCUGAUAUUCAAAGAUUUUCUCGUCUCAACACAUUUUUAUGACAAGAGAGGUUCGGGGCAACAUCAUUUCACCUUCUUUCACCUUUACACUCAUUGCUCAUCCCGCUUGUGAGCCAUCCCGACUCCAGUCACUUGAGUUGACUCAUUGAAAAAGAUACCAGAGUUCUUUGAUCAAAAACAAAAAGAAAGAUAAACUCGACGCCAUGUCUUCUUUCUUUUCAAUCUUUUACACCUUACUAUUAAUCACAACGACUGUUCUUGCCGCGCCCACAACACAACAACCAACGCUCAGGCGCAGGUCCUUUGAGAUCCCUCGAAUCCGUCGCGCUAAUUAUGUCCCUCAUGGGCCUGCAGCGCUGAAAAAAGCAUACGGCAAAUUCAACAUUACCGCGGCACACCUUGGCUUUGCACCUCUCGAUUUUCAAGCGGUCAAACAGACUGAUGCUGGUGCUGCGAAUGCGGCAAACUCAACAGGCACAGGUGAAAAUGGAGCUGUUCCUGCUGUCGCGACUACCGGUGACACUGAAUUCGUGGCUGCUGUGACUGUCGGGGGUCAGACUAUGAACAUGGAUUUCGAUACUGGCUCGUCUGAUUUGUAAGUUUAUGCGAGUCGAAGAGAAAAGAAAAGCCGGUGCGCUAACACGAUACUAUAGGUGGGUAUUCAGCACAAGCUUAGCUGCAAAGAAUCAACAGGGCCAUACUGUCUUUGAUCCUAAAAAAUCAAAAACAUUCAAGGACCUCAAGGGUGCAAGCUUUAGCAUCUCUUACGGUGACGGAUCUAAUGCAGCGGGCACCGUGGGUACUGACACCGUUGACAUCGGAGGCGCUACAGUCCAGAACCAAGCCGUCGAACUCGCCAACCAAGUCUCUCAAUCAUUCGUACAAGACACUAAUUCUAAUGGUCUUGUGGGUCUUGCAUUCUCGAAGCUGAACACUGUUAAACCAAAUCAGCAGAAGACUUUCUUUGACAACAUCGCUUCCCAACUCGAAGAACCGGUCAUGACCGCUUCACUCAAAUCCAACAGCAACGCUGGAAGCUAUCAGUUUGGAGUGAUCGACAACACCAAAUUCACAGGUAGCCUCGCCAAUGUCAGUAUCGAUCCCACCAACGGAUUCUGGGAGUUCAACUCGGCUGCCUUCAUGGUUGGCGAUAAUGCCACAAUGCAGGCUAUCACCACCUCUCCCACUGCUAUCGCUGAUACCGGUACCACCUUGAUGUUGGUCAGCCCUGAGGUUGCUGAUGCAUACUAUGCGCAAGUCCAAGGUGCCCAGCUUAACAAUCAAGUGGGCGGUUUCAUCUUCCCCUGCGAUGCUACUUUGCCUACCCUCUCCAUUGCCGUGGGCGACAACAACCUCGCAACCGUACCAGCGUCCGUUAUCAACUUCUCCAAAGUCUCAAACACCAUGUGCUUUGGUGGUAUUCAGUCGAACCAAGGUAGCCAGUUCCAGAUUUUCGGCGACGUGUUCUUGAAAUCAAUGUUUGUCGUCUUCGACCAACGAGGCCCAUCUCUUGGUCUUGCCAGCCCUGCUUAAUUGCAUGAUCAUAUAACCCGAAGCGCGAAACCCCUUGGAAGUUGAAUCAUUAGAGCUGUUUAAAUACGAGCUUAUCCACAUUCAUCGUUGGACUCGAGAAGGCCAUUUCUGAUUAUAGCCACUUGUCUCUGAGACUAUCUGUGUAUCUAUGUUGAUGAUCAAGGAUUCUUCUGAAUAGAAUGAAAGAGAUGUUGACUGG
Molecule: messenger RNA, 1917 nt
Organism: Talaromyces stipitatus ATCC 10500
Lineage: Eukaryota; Fungi; Ascomycota; Eurotiomycetes; Eurotiales; Trichocomaceae
Product: extracellular aspartic endopeptidase, putative
Exons: 2
Coding region: 789-1718 (309 amino acids)
Biological process (GO): proteolysis
Molecular function (GO): aspartic-type endopeptidase activity
Source: RefSeq, a predicted model, not a curated record